GCGAAGGAAAGCAGAGAAGGAGACCCAAACCAAAAUCUCCAAUCUCAUUCUGCUUCUUUGCUUCUUCGCUUCUCUUCUCUGCGUUCUCUUCCCUGCUGCAUCGAACCAAAGAGGAUUCAGCAAUGCCUGCACAGAAGCGCCCUUACCCUGACACUCUCGACGACGCCGACGACUCCUCUAACCACCUCUUCCCGCAUCGCCACCCCAAGCACCACCGCGACCGCACCCUCAAGCCCCACCAUCCAGAUGAAGAUGCUGCUGGAGCCCACAAGGAAGAGGACGAGCAAGAACAAGAGCAAGGGGAUGCUGAGCAAGAAGAUGAGGAAGAUGAGCAACAAGGAGCAGAAGAAGAAGAUGAUGAUGAUGAAGAAGAAGAAGAAGAGGACGAUGACGAAGAUGAAGAUGAAGGUGAGGGAGAUGAAGAAGAUGAAGAAGAAGGGAAACACAACGACGAGGGUAAACCCGAUGAUUCUGACGACACCCCAUCUUCGGAUUCUGAAGAAAAACCAGAAUUUGUGUUUGUAGAACUUCUGGAAAUUCGUAAGGAUGUCCAGUGCCCAAUUUGCCUUGGCAUUAUUAAGAAAACAAGAACUGUCAUGGAAUGCUUGCACCGGUUUUGCAGGGAAUGCAUUGACAAGUCAAUGCGACUUGGGAACAAUGAAUGCCCUGCUUGCCGAACACAUUGUGCCAGUCGCCGUUCUUUGAGAGAUGAUCCGAAAUAUGAUGCUCUUAUUGCUGCUUUAUAUCCAGAUAUUGAGAAGUACGAGGAAGAGGAGCUUGAAUUUCGUGAAGAGGAGAAGAACCGCAAUAAGCAGAUUCAAGCUUCAAUUGCAAAAGUUGUUCAACGGCAGUCUGAGGCACUAGUUAAGAGACGUAAAGAUUCACCAAGUGUAUUCGUGACAAGAUCCCAGCGAAAUCAACGAAAUGCUUCUAGGAGACAAAAUCAAGUGAUUGAUAUUCAAGGAUCUGAGGAUAAUGAGGAGGAAAAUGACAAUAACGAAAAGGACUCAUCAUCUGCUGAUGAGCGGGGUACAGAGGCGAGGCAAAGAAGGAGAAAGAGAUGGACCAGAGUUCGCACCUCUCAGCCCUCAUCAUCAAUGGCAAGUCCUGAUGGUGGAUGUGCAGAAAGUGACUUGGAUAACGGUAGAGAAAAUCGAGGACUUUCAAGGCAGGUGUCAAAACCUCGAAAACUUACAUGGGGAAGGGGUGGAUUUAGAAGUCACACAAGGCAUGGAAGUGGCGGUGGUAGUAGUAGCAAAACCUCUCGCAGUAGUCGAGUGUCUAAGAUGGUUGAUUUUCUCCGAAACUUGGAUGAGAAUGCUGAUGAGCAGUUAGAUAUCCAUCUCAUGCUUUAUUCUCUGGGCAAACGAGGCGCACCAAGUUUGGAGAAGCCACACCUUUGCUGUCGCCCAACUUUGUCUGUCAAGAACCUUUGCGAAUAUGUUGCUCGCCAAACACCUGUGCCUGUUGAAGAAGUUGAGAUAUUGGCAGUUAAAGGAUGCAGUGGCACAGAUUUCGACAAGUCAACUGAUGAGACUUCAUCCUUGAAAUGUGAUGAGCUAACAACUCUGGUUAUAGAUCCAUCUAAAUAUGAACUAGAAAUUUUGCAGGGAGAUGAAUCUUUAGCAGGGAUUAGAUCUAAAUGCAUAUCUAAAAGGGAGCAUUUGAUUCUGGCAUACAGGCGGAAAGGGGCACUAUAGUCACGCUGAACUUUUUUUCAUUUGUAUAUAGCAAGGACAAAUUGUCUAAG
Arachis duranensis is the source of this 1750-nucleotide messenger RNA. Its product is annotated as putative E3 ubiquitin-protein ligase RING1a. Bases 123 to 1700 code for a protein of 525 amino acids. The record is from RefSeq and is a predicted model, not a curated record. The transcript is spliced from 10 exons. NCBI's taxonomy places the organism in Eukaryota, Viridiplantae, Streptophyta, Magnoliopsida, Fabales, Fabaceae.